Molecule: messenger RNA, 1529 nt
Organism: Xenia sp. Carnegie-2017
Lineage: Eukaryota; Metazoa; Cnidaria; Anthozoa; Malacalcyonacea; Xeniidae
Product: membrane-bound transcription factor site-2 protease-like
Exons: 9
Coding region: 38-1498 (486 amino acids)
Biological process (GO): membrane protein intracellular domain proteolysis; regulation of response to endoplasmic reticulum stress
Cellular component (GO): cytoplasm; membrane
Molecular function (GO): metalloendopeptidase activity
Source: RefSeq, a predicted model, not a curated record
GGGAGAAAUGGGGCAUGAGGUUAAAUAAGUAAACAACAUGCAAGAUGUACCGAUUAUUUUUAGCGUUAUAUUAUUUUGGACAAUUAUUUACUUGGUGGAUUUCAUUCUUAAGAAGUAUCGUAAACUAUCCCAGACCUAUAUUCAUCUGCUCAAGGAAAAUGGCGUAACCUUCAGUUUUGGUCACAUUCGAUGGUAUACAACCAAACUGAACCGUUGUUUCUAUCGCUGGGGUAAAUAUUACCCCAAUUUCAACAUCCUAUGGUUCACAGUUGGUGCCUGUUUUGGUGUGGUUGCUAUGGUGAUGUCCACAAUUGUAUUAUCUGGCAUGUUGAUAAAUGCACUACACCAAACAUCACCCAAACAACUUCUAAUUCCAGUUAUGCCAGGAAUUAAUCUUCCAUUGAGCCAUAUUCUUUAUUAUUUUUCAACAUUAUUCAUGGCAGGCAUAGUGCAUGAAAUUGGUCAUGCAUUAGCAGCAGUAAGAGAACAAGUACGAGUUAAUGGUUUUGGUAUAUUCUUUAUGGUUCUCUAUCCUGGUGCAUUUGUUGAUCUUUUCACUGAACAUCUGAUGGUGAUCACUCCAAUGCGACAGCUACGUAUUUAUUGUGCUGGAAUAUGGCAUAACUUCAUUCUUGCUCUGUUUUUUUAUGGCUUUUUGCAAAUGCUUCCCUGGCUUCUUUCUCUUGGAUAUGUUACAGGUCGUGGAGCUGUUAUCUUACAGUCAAUCAAGGGUUCGGCAGUUGAGGAAAGUCUUUCAGUGGGUGACUAUAUUACCUCUGUUCAUAAGUGCCAUGUGACACAAGCUGAGGAUUGGCAUUCAUGUUUAAAGCAAAUUAUUUUGAAAAAACAACAUGGAUAUUGUACAGAUAUGUUGACAAUGACAAGGAAAAAUUCAUUUCUUGACAAGGAGAAUUACGAAUCAAAGAAAAUGGAAGAUUGUUGUGGUAACCUUACUGCCUCAAGGUUUUGUUUUUCUUACCAUUCAAGCCUUGGACAACAUGGUUAUUCGUGUCUUCCUGUGAGAACUAUGAUGUCAGACAAUAUCUGCAGUCAUCCAAGUGAAUGCCCAGAUGCAGGAGGUGACAAAGUUUGCAUUCAUCCUUUGCUGGAUAAUUCCAGUCGUCUCAUCAAAAUAUCUCAUCAUAAAGGACAGGAUGUUUUGUUUGUUGGUGAUCCAAAAUUAUUAUUUCUUUCAGUUUAUACAGGUGAUUAUCUACCAGUUUGGAAGUAUUUUCCUCUGAAAUUACCAAUGGUCUUAGAAACAUUUUCAAUGUAUAUGAUAUCAUUGUCAGGGGCUCUAGCUCUCCUCAAUGCCACUCCAUGCUAUUGGCUUGAUGGACAAUGGAUUCUUUAUGCUUUUGUUGAUUUUAGUUUAAGUAAAUAUCUACCAGAUAUACGAACAAGAAAUGCAUUAUGUGGCAUUAUUUUAGCUAUUGGCACAUUCCUUUUGGCAACUAAUAUAAUGAUAGCUGUUUAUGCUUUGGGCAAAGUCACGUGACAUUAAUAAAUAAAAGAAUAUAGAUUUAUAA